This is a messenger RNA of Nezara viridula (southern green stink bug), 780 nucleotides long. NCBI's taxonomy places the organism in Eukaryota, Metazoa, Arthropoda, Insecta, Hemiptera, Pentatomidae. The record is from the annotation of a GenBank genome assembly.
AUGGAAACCGCGAAAUUCACAUUUGUUCCACUUAAAGACAAAAAAACAGUAUUGGAACAGCCUAAAAUCGCAAAUAAACUUUUACAGUGGUCUAUGAAAGGUGAUUUAAGACUGAAGUAUUACAAUUUUAAUCAAGAAUUUCACCCGUAUCAGAAACAAGAUUUUGUUGAGGCGUUCUUUAAAGAUCCUGCUGUGAUUUCUACACUAGAAAUUCAUCGUUCUGGAUGGAGUCCCAUUGGCGUUCCAGCGUCCAAAGUGGAAUAUGAGCCAUUGGCAGCGACGCUGACAUCGAUGGCGUUCUUCGAUCGUAUCUUGGACCCUGCAAAUAAUCUGACCAGGUCUAGUGGAGAGAUACGACAAUGCUAUGAAGACAAAUGCGAAGGGUUCUUCAUUGACGACAAUAUUUUGGCCAUGAUAUUGAUUGAAGAGCACGAUCUUUAUAAUCUAUAUUCUAUAAGCGAUAGAAACGAGUUUUUAUUCAACAUUUUUAAACACAUAUAUCUCGGUGGUGAAUGGUGUCAACGCGAUUUCAAUAUCCAACCAUAUUUACAAACCACAAAAGAUAUUUAUAAAGAACUUAUGAGCGUGGAGAGAGUUGAAGGUUCAUCCGAUAUAAGGGUUAGAUCUGUGGUAUUCAAGGUGAUUGCCUACCAAGAAGACGGAAAACCUCUUUGCCCCACUGCACCAUUUCAUGUCCAGAACUUCAUAUAUCUAAUAGUUGAUCCUUUCAAGCGGCAAGUUUCUGUGCUGAUGAACCAUUAUGGUGGCUGUUUAGAAUGA